This is a messenger RNA of Phalaenopsis equestris, 2454 nucleotides long. Its product is annotated as nucleolin-like. Bases 137 to 2176 code for a protein of 679 amino acids. The transcript is spliced from 11 exons. Gene Ontology annotation, cellular component: nucleus. Gene Ontology annotation, molecular function: mRNA binding. Lineage: Eukaryota; Viridiplantae; Streptophyta; Magnoliopsida; Asparagales; Orchidaceae. The record is from RefSeq and is a predicted model, not a curated record.
GGGUGUGAAGUCUACUUGCUUGUUUCCACCGGCACCGAGCUCGCUCACAAACCUCUCUCGAACCUGUACAUCUAAUCCCCAUUUUCCAUUCCUGAACCCUAACUGCGCAGCCUCCCGCAGUGACUAUCGGUAUAACAUGCCGCCCGCCAGGAAAUCUCUGGCCAGCAAGCCAUCUGCGAAGUCCAAGGACUCAGCAUCGGCAUCGGAGUCUUCACCAGUGAACGCUUCAACCUCAUUCGCCGACGUGAAGACACCGGAGACAGAGGCCCAUUCCACCCUUCGAGAUAACGAUUCGUCAGAAGCUGAUGCUGUCAACGCAGUUGCUCCAGCCGAUGGAAAGACCACCGAGUCCCCCGCCAUGUUCGAGGAACCAGCUGACCCGGCAGGCAAGGAUUCAAUUAACCAAUUGGAAUCCGAAGAGCCUUCGGGGAAUGAAGAUGUUGAGUUUGAGGAUGAGGAGGCAAACGAUGCGGUGGCAAAGAUGGAAGCGGAUGAAGGUGUUGAAAAGACCUUUCACAAAGUUAACACCAUAGAUGAGGUUGAAUAUGAGGCCACCGGCUCAGAUGAUGCUGAAGGUGUUGAUGGCGAUGAUGAUAACUCCAGUGAUGCUGAUGUUGACAAUGAUGAGAACGAGGAGAAUGAUCAAACUCUGGAUACGCAGGCUGCUUUGGCUGAGGGGAAGAAGCAAAAGGAAUCCGAGAUAUUUGUUGGCGGACUGGAUAAAGAAGCAGUUGAGGAUGAUUUGAUUAAAUUUUUUGGUGUUUUUGGAGAUGUCCAGUCUGCAAGAAUAGUUAGGAAUCCAAAAACAAAAAGAAGCAAGGGGUUUGCAUUUAUUCGCUUUGCCAAUUGUGAACAUACAAUGAAGGCCCUUGCCGACCUGAAAGAUGGAACAGAGAUAAAAGGAAAACAUGUUCGUAUACAAGCUAGUCAGGAUAAUAACACACUUUAUUUGGGGAACAUCUCUAAAACAUGGACCAAGGAUAACGUGAUCGAAAGGUUAAAAAGCUUAGGAGUUGAAGAUUUUAAUAACAUGAUUUUACCCAGCGAUCCCAAAAAUGAAGAGAAGAUCAAGGGUUUUGCUUUCUUGGAGUUUAGUUCUCAUUCUGAUGCAAUUUUAGCAUUUCAACGCUUAAGAAAACCAGAUGCAGAUUUUGGUCGAGACACAAUGGCAAAAGUUGCCUUUGCGCAUACUUCACUGCAUCCCAACGAAGAUGAUAUAAUGCGGGUUAAGACUGUGCAUUUUGAUGGCAUUCCUACAUCCUGGGAUGAGGAGAAAGUCAAAGAAAUUUGUAAAGACUAUGGUCAAAUCGAAAGAGUUCUGCUUUCUCGAAAUUUGAAUUCAAGAAAAAGGAAAAAUUUUGGAUUUGUUGAAUUCUCAUCUCAUGAAAGUGCAUUGGCUUGUGUGGAAGGGAUAAACAAAGCUCAAAUUGUUGUUGGUGAUGAGAAGGUUGUUGCUAAUCUUGCUCGAUCUAAGAGCAAGGGCCGUUCGAAAGGUGGUUUUAAGAAAAAAAAUGUUGAAACCAUUCAUGAAGCUGGUGGAAGUGGGAAGAAGAGAAAAGCUUCAGAGGUUUUCCUCAAGGACAAAAGGCAUAACACAAAAAUUUCCAAAGUAAGCACUCCGUUUACUUCCCAGAAGAGAGAUUAUAAGGGUAAGAGUGGCCUGCAAGCGUCAAUGUCUCUCAAAAGGAGUAGAAAUAGUAGAAAAGCCACGGAUGCUAAUGAUAGUGGCCGUUCUUCAAGAAAGAUGCACCAAAAUAAUAGUUACGGCAAGGCACGUGAUCAAUAUUCUGAUUAUGUUGGCAACCAUAAGAGAUCUUACUCUGCAAGUCGAGAAGCAGACUCUUGUGCACGUACUAAUUAUGCUGGUUAUGCAGCACCUUCAACUAAUUAUGCUGGUUAUGCAUAUGCUAGAACUUCUGAGCCUCAGCUUCACCCCUCUGAUCUAGUACCUCAUGCUGGAUAUAUUCCUGCACAUAAGCAAGGCACAAGUUCUUAUUUGUACGAUCGAAGAAGACCGGAAACUUACAACAGUGAACCGCCAAGCAAUUUUGGAUCGGAUAGAGAAAUUUCAGGAGUGUCGACCUCUUAUCUUUCAGACUACUCUGAUUAUCAGGGUGCUGGCUAUAGGCAUGACAGCAGUGGGGCUUAUCCAUCACGAGGACCAUAUUAUUACUGACGGCGUCUUGGCUUUGUUCUUGGUCUAUCACUAGAAGACGAAUUGGUGGGCAUAAUGUACUGUCCUUUUAAAUUUCUCGCUGUUGGAAAUUAACUCUUGCCUGCUCUGUUUUUCUUUAAAUCUUUCCAGCUAAAGAGUAAAAUGCCCCUUUGGGCCAAAAAACUCAUUCCUCUGCUUUAGAAGUAGUAUAAAUUUUUCUUCUUUUUCUAUCCUUCUUGUUGUGGAUUGAGGAACAAGUUCCAAACCCUAUAUACUGAUUACUUUAGGCAUAGUUUUAA